This is a messenger RNA of Haliaeetus leucocephalus (bald eagle), 8825 nucleotides long. It is a transcript of the gene SAMD8, whose product is annotated as sterile alpha motif domain containing 8. Gene Ontology annotation, molecular function: ceramide cholinephosphotransferase activity; protein binding; sphingomyelin synthase activity. Gene Ontology annotation, cellular component: Golgi membrane; endoplasmic reticulum membrane. The coding region runs from base 3515 to 4765 and encodes 416 amino acids. The record is from RefSeq and is a predicted model, not a curated record. The transcript has 5 exons. NCBI's taxonomy places the organism in Eukaryota, Metazoa, Chordata, Aves, Accipitriformes, Accipitridae. Gene Ontology annotation, biological process: ceramide biosynthetic process.
CAUGAGAGGGCAGGUGGUGAAGCAGUAAUGGUGCUGGUAGAGUUUUGCAUGUGUGUCUGGAAUAAACAAAUCCAGUCAGCAUUCUGCUAACUGCAGCAGAUGUAACUAGGAUCUUAUUUAACCCUUCAGCUAUGAUUCUGGUGUAAUCAAGUUUUGUUUCUGUAACAAGACCGCAGCCUAAAGUUAGUGUGAUAUUAAUGCUACUUUUCCUUGGCUAGAGUCAUGAUUAUCAUAUUCAACUUUCCACAUUUUUAUCUCAAUGUACUGACUCGAAGUCAGUAUGCUAGGAAAGCUAGGGACUUGGUUGACUGGCAGUAAUUCAGUAGAGGAAAACAUGAUAGAAUUGUGCAUAAUCAUUUUGAGAGAGAUUAAUUUUCCAUAUUUAAAUGCACAUCUAGGAAAAACAUUGUGCUAACAGCUAGGGUAUACUCAGCCUCUCAGAGGCACCUCAUUUCUUAAAAUGCCCUAACCAAAUUGUAGAAAUGUUCAUGGCUCAUAACUUUUUUCUUUUUAAAAAAAUUAGGACUUCUACACAUGCGCAUGAAGUUCAUAUUCAGUUGUGUUCAUGCUGUUAAUUGAAAGGCUGGGGAAGGAAAAAGGGAAACAGGACACAUGAUACUUGGAGCUGAUGAGCUGACUAAGUAUAAAGUCACGGUAGCAGGAAAGUAAUCAACUAGCUAGCUACAGACAUUGCUGAUGUCAGGCAAAAAGUGUAUUUUGCCCUCUGACGCUUAAGUCUGUUCUUGCUCUGUGUUACUCAUGCAUGUUAUUCAUCAUUAAAUAAUGUUAUCCAUUAUUUGGUUUUAGUGAUAAAACCAGUAAUGUAGAAGGCAAAGUAGUUACCAGUGCUGUUUUCUUUCAGAAGAGCAGUACAGUUAUCUAGGUGACUUGGUCUCUUUCCGCUAUGUUAGUCAGUCUUGUGUUGCAGACUGGUAAUGUUGGAAAUGUUAUGUAGCAUUCUUAAGCUUCAAAAAAUUAACAGGAGCAGUUGGGCACAGAGAUCUGCAUUGUAUUCCAGGUGCUAAUAUUAUUAGGUUUAAGUGGUUUUUACCCUUUAAACUACAAAAGUGGCACUAAAUGAGUAGUCUGAAGGAGAAGGCAGUUUCUGAGUUUAAAGAAAUUGCCUUGUCAUCAAAACUGAACUUAACUGUUGCUGUUGAGAUGAAAUCAGCUACCAGCUGUGUGGAAUGGUUAAGUUUGUUUUGUUUAAGUGUUUGUUUCUUUUGUUGAUUUCUCUGUCUUUUUGAGUUGGUUAAAUGUCUUGUCUUUGACAGCAUUUAAAAAGGGGAGCUGGUCCUAUCAGGUGCAUCUUAAGGUUAAUGUAGACUUUCUCCCAGGUCCAGCCCAUUCAGUAGUGACCUUUGAUGGGUAUGCUUACUCAGUGUUUUAAGGUUACCUUUAUUGAACCUUUGGUAAGGGUUGAUUUUUAUUCCUGCAAUGCCAGAUGAAGAAACACUAGGCUGGUGUUAGCCUACUUGACUUGUGACAAAUGAGUAGAAUUCUUGUAGCUUAGGGAGAGUUUCAUGGUUUUGCCCUCAGAAGUUGCUUUGGUUAGAAGACAAAUUAGUAAGCUGAGUGUAUUUUUGGUGAGUCUAAAUUCACUGCUUUUAGAAAACUUGUGAUGAUUACAGUGUUACAAAAAACAGUGAUUACCAAUUUUUUUCAGUAUUUCAUCUGUGUUUCUGAGUAAGGAAAGCUGGAAGUCCAGAUAAGCAACUCCAGUUUGUUUGUUCUACUGGAGUAAGAUAAAAAUACGUAGUAUGAAAAAGGUCAAUUAACCGAUCAUGAAUUAAAAAUUAAAUGGACUUUUGAGAAAUUAAAACUUUGCGUUAAGUACAUGUUGUUAAUACACAGUCAACUCCAGAGAGAAUAUCUUCAGAAGUACCACUCCCUUAGUUCUUUUAGAAGGGCAACUUUAAUAUGUGCGCUCAUUUUUCUUCUGAACUAUUUCUUUUGCACUGCUGGGAAAUCUCGUUGGACAAAUUGAAUCUUCUCUGAUAUACAAUAAAAUAGCGUGUGGUCCUGUUAGAUGUAUGCUGGAAGAAAAAGUUGCAUCCAAUAAUUACGAUAAGAGCUACUUCUAACAAUAAGUACUGUAUCUCUUUAAAAGAAGUGAGAAGGGAAGAGCUUCUGUUUUUGGAAGAGCUGUGCCCCUGAAAAAGAUGUAGAACUGUGCUGAAUAUUCAUGAUGGGUUUGAGUACCUGUUCACUGUAUACAGAAGCUAAAUAAUAGAUUAAAUAGACUGUUUCCUUGCUUUCAUUCUGAAAACCUUGAAUGAUGUAUGUGGCACUAGUGUAUUGUACUGUCGUGUAUUUUCUGAGAUUUGGUUGGCAUGAUAGAAGCAUUCUAGUUAAUUAGACUGUUUUUUUCAAGUACAGAGGAGCUGUGAAAUUGUAGCUGUUUCUUAGAUGGUGGCUCUACAUAAGCCACCAAAUAUAAAUUAUGCACAAAUCCAUUCUGUCUUAAAUAUUGGAUAAGCUUUUUAUUACUUUUACAUCAGUGGUAGGCUUACAAAGUUUUUUCCUGUAUUCCACAUAACAUUCUGUGGUUAAUUUUUUUCUGGUUGUUGUUGUAAGUUGUUCUGGUGACUUGUCAUCUCCAUGUGACUAAAAUGUGGCUGAGAUGUCUGGCCUUCCUUCAAACAAUAUUCUAGAAUCAAGAAAACUAUUGAGAAAUCUGUGUUAAGAGAAUACAUAUUUUCUGGUUUUGGUGUGUUGUUAUGCUAUUUAUUACCACAUCACUUUUGAAGAUGCUUUGGAGUUAAAGCUAAUGCUUAAUUUCUGGUAAUGUUAUUUUGAAAGCUGAAUAUUUUGAAGGAUUUGCAAUAUAAUAAGCAUCUAUCUUAAUUACUGAGAUCAAACAAAGAUAGAAAUAUGAUGGCUGCACUAUCAACAUACAACUAAGAUGCCUCAGGUCAGUAUUAUUGUAAAUACCUAGUCUUAGGUUUACUUGGGGGGGGGGGGAAUGUCAUGCCAAGCUUCAGUAUAUAUUUUAAAACAGUGGAAUGUAUUGGAUCUGUAAUCUAUUAUUUUGGCUUUAAUUCAGUUUUAUAUGGCUGCUGGCUAUGCUUUCUUGUUUAGUUUGUGAAGUGCAAGCAGUGAAAAAGGCUACUGAUUAAGCUGGUAUUUAAACAGUAAUCUUUGUUUUUCAUCGCUUAGUGUAAUUAACAAACCGGGAUUUAUUUAUUUAUUUAACAAAAGAAUAAAAGUAGACUGGGUACAUCUAGGAAGUAAUUCUGCUUCUUGGUAGCUUUAAAUUUCUAUUCGGAAACAAAUGAGAUAAUCUUAAUUUAGUUUGCUUGAAUAAAAAAUGCUUUUAAAGCAUUUUUAUAUUACUUACCUAAUAAAUUAUAUGUCUUGUUUUUAGCUGGCUAUUAUAUAAAAAGCCUUUGGCUAAUUAAGCAUCUAAAAUAGCACAAAAUACACUGGCAUUUCAGUAAGAGUCGUUAGACAUUCAGGUCUUGUCUCUUUCUCCAAUAUGUAACAGGUCAAUUUUAUUGGUGGAUAGAGAAGGAUGAUGGCAGGCAAUAACCAGCUUUGCAUUCGGCGUUGGACUACCAAGAACGUGGCCAAGUGGCUGAAGGAAGAAGGCUUCUGUGAAUAUGUGGAUGUUUUGUGCAAUAGACACAGGCUAGAUGGAAUUACGCUGCUGACACUUACUGAGUAUGAUUUACGAUCCCCUCCUUUGGAAAUCAAAGUCCUGGGGGAUAUCAAAAGGCUAAUGUUGUCCAUACGCAAACUACAGAAGCAACAUAUUGAUGUCCUAGAAGAGCUGGGUUACAACAGUGAUAGUCAUGUUGGCACAGCAUGCCCAAGUGUUGGUUCACUACAGGGUACAGAUUGGUUUUGUAAUGGUGAAGUACCUCGGGACUAUGAUGGACCAAUUACUGACCUGAAUGGUGAUCAGUACCAAUAUGCAAAUGGAAAAAACAAACACUCUACUCGAAGACUGGACCCAGAGUAUUGGAAGACAGUUUUAAGUUGUGUGUAUGUCUUCAUAGUGUUUGGCUUUACAUCGUUCGUUAUGGUUAUCGUACAUGAGCGAGUACCUGACAUGCAAACAUAUCCACCUCUACCAGACAUAUUUCUAGAUAGUGUCCCUAGGAUACCAUGGGCUUUUGCUAUGACUGAAGUAUGUGGUGUAAUUCUUUGCUAUAUUUGGCUGUUGGUUCUUCUGCUUCACAAACACAGAUCUAUACUUCUGCGAAGGCUGUGCAGUCUCAUGGGGACAGUAUUCUUAUUACGUUGCGUUACAAUGUUUGUUACCUCACUCUCUGUGCCAGGCCAGCACUUGCAGUGUACUGGAAAGUUGUAUGGCAAUGUUUGGGCAAAACUCCAGCGGGCCUUUGCAAUAUGGAGUGGCUUUGGAAUGACUCUGACUGGAGUACAUACAUGUGGAGAUUAUAUGUUCAGUGGCCACACUGUCGUCCUGACCAUGCUCAACUUCUUUGUCACAGAAUAUACGCCAAGAAGCUGGAACUUCUUGCACACCUUGUCCUGGGUGCUGAAUCUCUUUGGAAUCUUCUUCAUUUUGGCUGCACAUGAACAUUAUUCUAUAGAUGUCUUCAUUGCCUUUUACAUCACUACAAGACUCUUUUUGUAUUACCAUACGUUGGCUAAUACUAGAGCAUAUCAGCAGAGUAGGAGAGCAAGGAUCUGGUUUCCAAUGUUCUCUUUUUUUGAAUGCAAUGUUAAUGGUACUGUUCCCAAUGAGUAUUGCUGGCCCUUUUCAAAACCUACUAUACUGAAAAGAUUGAUUGGCUGAAGAGUGUGGGUCAAUUCAGAUCUUUAUGAAUCGUUAUGACUAAGAUCCUACAAGGCUAGCUGAAGGGGGGAUGUAAAGUAAUGCUUUUCACUCCAUGAUCAUCUCCUCCUUGUCUUGUUUCUUAGAUUCUUAGCCAUAAAAUGGGGUUCCCAUACUUCACGGGGAUGUGUUUUGUUUUCUUGUUGCUAAAAUAGAAAACAGUGCAGGGGCCGGUAAAGGCUAUCAGUGAACCAUGAAUAUAAACCAGAAUAAUGUUACCCUUAGUAAAGUUCUAUGUGAAUGUUUAUGUAACUUUAACCUCAAAUACGUGCUUGUACUGAAUAUAAUAUACAAUUUACAGGUCCAAAUAAUCUCUGUUACCUGACAUGCCAGCCUUUACAUAUACUGACUAAAAAAUUAGAACUUUAUGAAGACUUUCUUUAACAACAGUCAUAAAUGUAAUUUUCAGAACAAAUUUUGUGUAUACUUAAAGAUUGAGGAGUACUGUGUCAUACUGAAGAAAGCAGUAUAGUUCCUUGCUAAAAGGGUCUCUUAACUGUUAAAUAUCAAGUCUUAAAGUAUAAUUGACAGUAUGAAUGGUCUGCACACAGGUUGCCAAAAAUGAAAGUCUGCCUUGUGGCUAUGCGGUGAUGAUGUUUUUUUUAAAGAGAGCUUAUUUAGUCUAGUCUAUCAGUUGUCUAUAUGGUUGUUCUAGCACUUGGAAGUUUUCCCUUUUGUGUUUAAAUAAAUGAGUUAAAGUAAAUGCUACACCCACUGAAAGUAAAGUUAAUUUAGCUUUAGUGAGUUUAAAGCCACAAAAUAACUUUUGUGUGGUUUUAAUUGCUUUAUACCCAAACCUGUGCAUGUUUUUUAGGAGCAGCUCUUUAACAUUGGAAAGACAGAACAGUUAUCUUCAUAUAAUCUUACUGUCCCAUAAAUGGAUGGGGAAAAUGCAUGUAGUGACUAUUUCAGGAAAAGUAAUAAUAGUGAGUAUUGGAAAUAGUGCUCAUAUUGAUGUAUGUUUUAGCACUCUGGUGUCAACAAUAUGGUGAGUAUCUCUGGAUAUAUAUACACAGUAUAUUUGUUUAUAUAUAUAUAUAUAAACACACACAGUAUACGUUCUUCUAACAAGUUUGAAAAGAGACUAGUUCUUAAAUUAAGUUGCUCGUUUACUGUACUGAAACAUAAAAGUACCAUAAGCAGUUGAGUUUUGGUUGUUAAAAAGAAAAAAAAACCCAACACACAACAAAACACCCCCCCAAAACCCCAAACCAACACUUUGAGUCCAUAAUGCAUAAGCAAGGGUCACACAGUUAGUGAUCUCUUACGGAGUGGUUUGUAAGGGGACAAUACUAAUGUUGGCUGUAGAGACUUGAAAUUAGAUUUAUGCUAAAUGAAAACUGAUAGGUAAAAGGUGCAAAUCUUAAAAAAUGGUAUAGACCUUUUAAUUUGGUUAAUGCAAUUUCAGAACAGGUGGUAUGUGCAAAAGCUAGCGUAAGUCAGCCUUGGAAAGUUAACACGAAGCAUUUCCAGCUUGGUACAAGCUGACUUAAUGGUCACAAUGUACUUAGAUUUGUAUGGAAAAGAAUCCCUUUGGAAUUUUGCAAGACAGUUUUGUAUUGGGAGGCUUGUAACCUACUGUGGGCUGCUCCUCACUGUAUUGUAUUCUUUUUAUAAACCUGGAUUGAACUAACUUGACUAUCUCUUCACCCUUUGUAGUAUAUUACUUUUGUAACUUCAUUUAGCUCCUAUUCCACAGAGGAAUUGUGCAUCUUAGAGUAUCUCUGCCAACUGUAUUGAGCACACACAUAUUGUACAAUUCUGCAGACUUUUAUAUUUAUAACAUUCCAAUUUUUUAGCAAAAUUGCAGGUUUAAUACUAUAUUGUUCAAUCUGCCAUAGCCUGAUGGUUCUUGCCAUCCAAAUUGGGGGAGUAUGCUUACCUUUAAGAAAAAGGGAAAAAUAUUCUGAAAGAUUUAAAGACUUUUCAUUUGCUGUUCUUACCUUUCGGAUUUCAGAAAGGCAAUUUGAACAUUCCUUCUUGAGACUUUAUAAUCAAAGAGCCCUAUUUGUUAAUUUAUAUUUGCCUUUGCAAUGCACACAGUUAUGAAUGCUAUUCUUUUAAACUCUAGAAAACAUCUCAGGAUGUGCAGGAUUGUAUUCUGAGUUAUAAUGUGGAGAGGUAUGCAAUUAAACUUGCAAAGCUGUUGAUUCUGAAAAGAACCAUGUCACUGCUAACUGUCAUAGCUGUGUCUAUACUGGGAAAUUAUUUUGCAACUUAGACCUGCAGGAGAAUUUUCAAGUACAGCCUAGUGUAACAAUGUUUACAUAAAGUAAAGCAAUCAUUUCAAUACUAUUUUUUUAACAAAUGAAGUUCAUAUACUUUGAAACAUAAGGCUUCUCUCUUUGUUCUAAUUUAAUUUUUCAAAUUCUGUUAAGUAAAUCCAUGGUUUAAAUCAGCAUUGCUUAUCAGUGUUUUUUAAAGGAAAAAAGUUCUUUUGUGCUGUUUCCCUUGAUGCUAUAUACCUGAGUCCAAGAUAAGUAAUAUACAGAGGUUGGGUUUGUGAGCAUUGAAGUGGGUUAAAACGUUGUCAGGAUAAUUGUCGUCCUCUAUUUUGGAAGUUCAUUUUGUCUGUCUAUAAACAUGCAAGAGGAAGGCUUGAAAAUGAUAGAAGAUAGAAAGAUUGAUGUCACCUGAAAAAGAGCACAGGUCAAUCUGUAAAGUUGGUAAUGUAACUUUAUUGUUAAUUAGGUGGAAACAAGUUGUGAGUAAGUGACAGGCUUAAAAUUCUGUACCUCCUUUUUAAAGAGUCAGUGUUUUAAAAGCAUUUUGCUGCUUCUCUGCUGUUGACAAGCACUUUUAAGUAAAGGCAGCAGAGCAUCAGGCCUUGGAUUUAAUGUUAAGUCUGUUUAGGGUUGUCCUUCUCUCUUAUGUUCAUGCACCAGUCUUUUUACUGUACUUUAACUUGCUGCACUUAUUUUGUGCCAAGUCCUCUUCUGUGGUCCAUGGGAAUGCACACAUAAUCUGAAUUCAGAGUAAUGAAUGAAUGACUGUGUUAUGUCAGCAAGUACAAGUGUCUAACAACAUUAGUCUACUACUACAAAGUGCACAAACUAAUAAAGUAGGAAAGUCUUAACUGAAUAACUCUGGAUAUACAAAAGAAGGGGAAGGAAGGUCACAUUUUUUUGGUAGCUUAACAAUUCCAGUAACGUUUGAGACUUGACAGUGGUCUUGAGCUCUUCCUUACUAUUAUCAGUUUGGGGAUAUGUAUGCCCAUAGGCACAAGUGGUAGACACAUAGGCAUUCCCCUCCUCUUUUUUUUUUUUGUUUUUUUGUUUUUGGGGUUUUUUUCUUGUUGUACCUUAUAACAUAGCUUCUUAUAAUAGCUUUCCUAAACUUUUUGCCUUUAGUUUUUCCUUUCUGGAAGAUCCCUUAAACUAGUGGGUUUAUGACAUUACACCUGCAUACGGAAAUCAAACUUUCAUAGAUGUGGGGUUUUUUUAGCAACUUCUGAUUACACUGACAAAAACUUAGGGAAGGAUCCUUAAGCAAGGUUCCUCCAGCUGUUCUUGAAUAAUGAUAGAGAAAGCUUCCAUAUACGCAAAUUAUCUUCAUGUACUCUGGCAAACAAGAUAACACUUAUACAAAGUGUUGGUACAGAAAUGUAGAGAAGCCUGAAGUAUUUAAAUGUCCGAGACUAGCAAGAAAUGGAUCCUCUAAGUAUACUAAUUGUGAUGAAGCAAAUGAUGUGCUUAACUUUUAAGCAAAUCACUAAAUCCUCUUCACUUCAGUGAGGGGUUACCAUUUUAGUUUAAGCGUUUUCUGGGAUAAGGCCAAGUGCAUGCUGUGCGUGGUAUACUGAUACAGUAAUGAGAACAGGUAAUGUCACUAUGUUUUUGGUUUUGCCUGAUAUCUGCCCCCACCCCACCCCGGCCCCCCCACUACUAUAGAAGGAAACAUUCCAGUAGAAUUUUAAAGAAAUUACUACUUAACUGGGUUCUGAGAGAAAAAAUCAGUACAAAAAAUGCAUUGAAAUAAAACCUCAAUACUUAUCUGCUUUAAGAAGAAAGAGUCAGUUAAA